Molecule: messenger RNA, 1197 nt
Organism: Trichogramma pretiosum
Lineage: Eukaryota; Metazoa; Arthropoda; Insecta; Hymenoptera; Trichogrammatidae
Gene: EloB
Product: elongin-B
Exons: 3
Coding region: 374-727 (117 amino acids)
Biological process (GO): transcription elongation by RNA polymerase II
Cellular component (GO): elongin complex; VCB complex
Molecular function (GO): protein binding
Source: RefSeq, a predicted model, not a curated record
CCGUCGUCUCGACUUCUGUCGAUAUUAUUUCAAACGUGUGAACCCGACGAUAACGUUGUUUUUGUUAUCUCGAUUGUUACGCUGAUUCACCAGCAGCACAGAUGCGAUUCUCAAAGUACGUACGCCUGCUUUGAGGGAUAUUUUCUUUUUAUUUACCGUUCGAUACGAUUUUACGUUUCGACACUCACGCCUACUGACCAAUUCAAAAGCGUAGGUAUUACGUUGAUUGCGUCUCGUAAACACUCGUGAAUCCUCAGCGCUGCAGCUAGACGAUUAAAUGCCAAUGGUUUUCGAGCCAUAACCUCAAAGAAACAACACUUCGUUAUUCAAAACGAAAGUUCGCUGACACUAUUUCUUACUUUAACUGCCAAAAAUGGAUGUUUUUUUAAUGAUUCGGCGGAAAAAAAUGACAAUUUUCACUGAUGCGAAGGAGAACACAACGGUUUUGGAGCUGAAGAAAAUUAUCGAAGGAAUACUGAAGAUUCCUCCAGUAAACCAGCAACUGUUUAACAAAGAAACAAUUUUGAUGGCUGAGAGCAAAUUAUUAUCAGACUAUGGACUAUCCUCUACAACUGCCAAAGCUCAAUGUCCGGCUGUGAUAGGUUUAGCAGUGCGUCAAGAAAAUGGUCAAUUCGAACCAUUAGAAAUGACUCCAUUUUCGCUGCCACCCGAUCUACCAGAAGUUAUGAAAACACAAGAAACCAAUGGUCAAGAACAGUCACCUUGACUUUUGGAUUAUUACAAUCUUGUUAAGCCAAUAACUGAUUUGAUCUUCAAAUUACGCAUCAUCAGACUCUGAAGAUAAAUAUUAGAAGCCGGAUUGUAGACUUGUAUAUGAACUUUUGUUCAAUUGCAUAGCUACAUCAAUACCAUACUUGCAAAAAGUGCUAAUACUUUAACAAUUUUAAAAAGUGUUUGAAUUUUAACAGUUAAAUUUUUUAUAAUUAAACUUACAGAACAAUGUGUCACUUUUAAAUUAUUAGUUUUGUAUUUGUUUAAUUAAAAAAAAUUUGUUUACUUUUCUUACAUCUAACAAUAUCUAAAUAUUAAAUGUAUGUGAGCAAUAUUUUGUUUUGAACUUUGAUUGAGACACAUUAAUUACAUUAACUAUUGUGGUGUGCUUGUGAUAUAAUUAAGUUGGGUGAAUUAUUUAUUAUGUUUAUUUACUAUCUAAUAAAAAAUAUUGUUCUAUAAAAA